Molecule: messenger RNA, 3496 nt
Organism: Ricinus communis (castor bean)
Lineage: Eukaryota; Viridiplantae; Streptophyta; Magnoliopsida; Malpighiales; Euphorbiaceae
Product: probable disease resistance protein At5g63020
Exons: 2
Coding region: 690-3131 (813 amino acids)
Molecular function (GO): protein binding; ADP binding
Source: RefSeq, a predicted model, not a curated record
AAGCAGUUAGCUCAGGUGCUUGAAUCAAAUUGUUGAAGUAAUAAGAUUAAAAAUGUUAACAAAUUAAUUCCAGUGAGCUAUCUGAAAUCAAAUAUUGCCUCUCAACCAUCAUACCCCUAAUUACACAACAGGUGUAUGGUCCAUUUGAAAUUCAAUAGUGGGAAGGGGUCUAUUAGUCUUGUCACUGUUGACAGGCUAUUAAUUAUUCGGCCAUUAGCUCAAUGAAAUCGUUAAUUGAAUAAUAAUUAGGAGUUGUUAGAUAUUGUUUUUUUAAUUUUUUAAUUUUUUAAUUUUGAUAAUGUUACGCUAACAGAAAGCUUUCAGCUACCUGCAUCGUAAUGUAUAAUAUCUAGUAUAAAUUAAAGCUGAGGCUGACUUUGAACAUUCAAUCAUGACUCUGACAGAAUAAUUUUAAUUACAAAUAUUAGGAAGGAAAGUUCAAUGAUAAUGUGAGGAAAUACCUAAUAUCUCUAUUAUAUGAAGGGAAAAUUUAAUGGUAACAUGAGGAACUACUUCCUAAUGUCUCUGUCAUAUGAAGUUGCAGAGAAGGAUGCAGAAGCCUGUGCUAAGAAGUGAAAUGGUUUUCUGAACAUCCCAUCCUUCUUCUGCUAAUCAUUCUUCCGCUCACCUUUCUUAGCCUUUUCGUACGCCAUCUUGUUUUAGUGAAUCUUUUAAUUUCUAAAGCACAAAUGGGUAGUGUACUCUCCAUCUCAAUAUCAAUCUCGCCAAUAGACCUUGUUGGCUGGUGGAAAUUGCUUACUGGGCGAGCUAACAGGGUUGAGGGAAGACCAAGUGAACCAACUGUAGGUUUGGAUACUAUGUUACAUAAGGUUUGGAACUGCCUCAUGAAAGAAGAUGUGGGAAUUGUUGGCUUAUACGGGAUGGGAGGCAUCGGUAAAACAACUGUCUUGACCCAAAUCAACAACAAGUUCCUGAAUAGGUCCCAUGGUUUUGAUGUUGUUAUUUGGAUUACAGUGUCAAAAGAUUUAAGACUUGAGAAGAUUCAAGAAGAGAUUGGGGAAAAGUUAGGCUUUUCGGAUGAUCAGAAAUGGAAAAAAAGAAUACUUGAUGAGAAAGCUAUAGACAUCUAUAAUGUGUUACGGAAGAAGAAGUUUUUAUUGCUGUUAGAUGAUAUAUGGGAGCGAGUUAACCUGAUAAGAUUAGGGAUCCCUCGGCCGGAUGGGAAAAACAGGUCCAAGGUAGUAUUCACAACUCGUUCUGAGAUGGUAUGCAGCCAAAUGGAUGCUCACAAGAAGAUUAAAGUGGAGACUUUGGCCUGGACCGAAGCUUGGAAACUGUUUCAGGAUAAGGUUGGGGAAGACAACCUUAACAUACAUCCUGAUAUUCCUCACCUAGCUCAAGCUGUUGCUAGAGAGUGCGAUGGUUUGCCAAUAGCACUCAUUACCAUUGCUCGUGCUAUGGCCUGCAAGAAGACACCUCAGGAAUGGAAUCAUGCCCUUGAGGUCUUGAGAAAAUCUGCCUCAGAACUACAAGGUAUGAGUGAAGAGGUCUUUGCACUUUUGAAGUUCAGUUAUGAUAGUUUGCCAAAUAAGAGACUUCAAUCUUGUUUCUUAUAUUGUGCCUUGUUUCCUGAAGAUUUUAAAAUUGAUAAGGAUGACCUGAUAGAUUACUGGAAUUGUGACGUAAUCUGGAACCAUCAUGAUGGCGGUAGUACUCCAAGUAGUGAGGGAUCCAAUAGCAGGAGCACCCUUUUGCUUGCACACUUAUUGAAAGAUGAAACUUAUUGUGCACGUAACGAAGGGUAUGAAAUAAUUGGUACUCUUGUUCGUGCAUGCUUACUGGAAGAAGAAGGCAAAUACGUGAAAGUUCAUGAUGUGAUUCGCGACAUGGCUCUGUGGAUUGCCUCCAACUGUGCAGAGGAAAAAGAACAAUUUCUGGUGCAAGCAGGCGUUCAAUUAAGUAAAGCACCAAAAAUUGAAAAAUGGGAAGGGGUGAACAGGGUGUCACUGAUGGCAAACUCCUUUUAUGAUCUUCCGGAAAAGCCUGUGUGUGCAAAUCUGUUGACUUUAUUUCUCUGUCACAAUCCGGAUUUGCGCAUGAUCACCAGUGAGUUCUUCCAGUUCAUGGAUGCACUAACAGUUCUAGACUUAUCAAAGACUGGAAUAAUGGAAUUACCUCUUGGAAUUUCGAAAUUGGUUUCGUUGCAAUAUCUCAAUCUUUCAGAUACAUCGUUGACACAAUUGUCUGUUGAAUUAAGCAGGCUGAAGAAACUGAAGUAUUUGAACUUGGAGCGGAACGGACGCCUAAAAAUGAUUCCAGGGCAAGUACUAUCUAAUCUUUCUGCAUUGCAAGUUCUGAGAAUGCUUAGAUGCGGUAGUCAUUUGUAUGAAAAGGCAAAAGAUAAUCUACUGGCUGAUGGUAAAUUGCAAAUAGAGGAGCUACAGAGUUUGGAGAAUCUGAAUGAGUUGAGCAUCACAAUCAAUUUUUCCUCUAUUCUACAGAGCUUCUUCAACAUGGACAGAUUUCUGAACUGUACUCGAGCUUUACUCCUAAUGUGCUUUGAUGCUCCAAGGUCCGUAGAUAUUUCAUUCUUAGCAAAUAUGAAGAAUCUAGGCAUCCUGGAAAUCCUAGCUAAUUCUUCCCUCGAAGUGCUAGAUGUUGGUAUUUUGACGCAAGGAACAUCACAAGUGCCCUCUGUCAUAUCAAGUAAGAAAUGCUUCGACAGCCUUCAAAGAGUAGUUGUGUAUAAUUGUCGUAAGUUGAGGGAGUUGACAUGGCUUAGUCUAGCUCCUAAUUUGGCAAUUCUGAGAGUUAAGUAUAACGAAAAUAUGGAAGAAAUCUUCAGCGUCAGAAUAUUGAUUGAAUUUGCUAUCAGAGGGAGUAUUAAUCUAAAACCACUGGCAAAACUCGAAUUUCUUGAACUGGGUAAAUUACCAAGGCUGGAGAGUGUACAUCCAAAUGCACUCUCCUUUCCUUUUCUAAAGAAAAUUAAGGUAUUUAAAUGCCCAAAGCUCAAGAAACUUCCAUUAAAUUCUAGCAGUGUAAAGGGAAGUGAAGUUGUGAUUGAGGCAGAGGCAAAAUGGUGGGAAGAUGUUGAAUGGGAGGAUGAUGCUACUAAAGCUGCCUUUCUACCCCAUUUCACGCAUUACACAACUCGACAGAGGAUGUGAUUUUCUUCUUCAUUUACGGAGAUAAAUUGACAAUGGAAGGGUGAAUUGGUAAAGCCCUGGCUGGAGUGCUGUUCUUGCCACAUGUUUCUUGGCUUGAUUCUUCUUCACCGACGGAAUGGUGCUUCUGCUGCUAAUAUGCUUUUUAUAAUUCUUAGCAUUGGAGCGCAGUGUCUCAAAUAUUAAGCCAUCCACAGAAAAGUACAUGUUGCUCCAGUCUUUUCAAGUCGUUAUGUUCUUUAUCUUGGCUUGUGGUGCUCGUUUGUCUUCAAUUUUUGUUUCUGCUGUUGCUUGCUCAUCUUAUAUGUAUGUAUAAAUCGUAAAAUGAAUAAUAAUACUCUUCUGUCAUCUUUCAGUAUUUUCAGAAA